UUGGUAAUGGCUGAGGCCAUUGGCUUAUAAAUCAAUCCUUCCUCUGUAAGCAAAUACAUCACAGACUUGAGAGUGAAUACGAGAUGCCGCCAUAGUUUUCCCCUUCCUUCUCCAAUCCCUAUCUAGAUCCUAACAAUUGGUACUCAGAUCCCAAAAUUCCCACCCACUUCACGCUGGAUCACAGCCACGAGACGCGGUUGGCGGUGGCGGCGGCGCGCCGACGGCAGGAGCUCAUGGAGCACCUGAGCGCCGAGGGCAAGGCGGUCUAUGAGACCAUAACCCAGGCAAGCGAGGCGGCCCAUCUACGUCACCAGAAGGAGCUCGACGCGCUCAUCGUGGCGGCGGUGGGGAGCACCGUCGAUGCUGCGGUGUCGCGUUCCGUCGGGGCGGCGGUCGACAAGGCGGUGGAGGCGGCGAUGGGGACGGUCGUCAACGAUAUGCAGGCGGAAGCCGACCUCCUCAAGCAAAUUCAGGACCUCCGCACUGCCAAGAGCACCACCUUCCGCUCCAGCGAUUUGGAGGGAUCCGAGCGUUCGCCGACGGCCACGGCAGAGGCGAAUCAGGCAGGAUUCAAGGCGUCACUGUCGACCAGAGGACCAGGUUCGAGUACGCAAGCACUGUAUGUUCCGCCGGCCGCUAGAGGUAUACCUGAAUUACCGCGGCCGAGUUCAUCAUUUUCCAGUCUAUUGCACCGCGAGCGGAGGAACAGUUCGUCAGGCCAUGGGAAACCUCCUUCUGUUGAUUUCCCAAAAUUUGAUGGAGAGAAUCCAAAGCUUUGGCAAACGCGGUGUGUGGACUAUUUUGCCAUGUUUGACACUGACCCGAAUCUCUGGAUUGCUGUUGCCGCUAUGCAAUUCGAAGGAGCAGCAACGCGCUGGUUAUUGUCAGUUCAACACAAAUUUGUUCGAUCGUCAUGGGAGGAUUUUUGUACUGCAGUUCUGAAUCGUUUUGGCCGCAACCAACAUCAGUCCCUAGUGCGCAAACUAUACCGGUUGAAACAGACAGGGACAGUGGAAGAGUACAUCAACCAAUUUUCUGAACUUAUGGACCAGUUGACAGCGUAUGAGCCUGAGCCUGAUAUGCUGCAUUACACCACCGGUUUCAUUGAUGGUCUGAAAGUCAAUGUGAGAAUGGUUGUAGCAGUACAGCGCCCAGCGGAUUUGGACACAGCUUAUUCCAUUGCUGCUGUUCAGGAGGAAAUGGGGGGCCAUGAAGCUGAAACUGUAUCCAAGAAGUAUACUGCACCUAUGUUUCCUCAUUCAGACAGGAUGGUGCCAUCGAAGCAUGUCGAAGAGCACAAAACAUCAGACAAGUCUAAGACCACCGGUUCAGAGGACAAGUUGGCAACACUCAAAGCAUACCGCAGAGCAAAAGGACUUUGUUUCAUCUGUGGUGAGCGUUGGGGGCGCGACCAUAAGUGCAACACUACAGUUCAGCUACACGUGGUGCAAGAAAUGUUGGAAUUUUGUGCCUUGGAUAACAUGGAUUCGGAUGAUAGUGAUAUGGAUUUAAUGGUACUGUCAGCUGAAGCACAACAAGUUCAAGGGGGAACUAAUGCAAUCAGAUUAGAGUGCCAAUUGGGUGGUCAUGCAGUGGUGCUUCUGGUGGAUUCAGGUAGUUCUCAUUCUUUCAUCAGUGCUCGGUUGGCUGCUCACAUUGCAGGCCAGCAAUUACUGCCUGCACAACAAACUGUCAGGAUUGCUGCUGGAGGUACACUUCCUUGUACUCACAUCAUUCCUGCUUGUGCUUGGUCUGCUGCUAGUCAUGAGUUCAAGUGUGACUUUAAGGUGUUACCUCUGCAACAUCAUGAUGGAAUUGUGGGAAUGGAUUGCCUGUCCUCCUUGGGUACUAUGCAAGUUAAUUGGUUAGAGAAGUGGCUAGCCUUUGAUCAUCACGGCCGUCCGGUGUUCUUACAAGGCUGUCCUCCAGAAACUUUUAGUUGCACUGUGGUGGAGCUCCAUUUAGUUCAGCCAGAGAACUUCAAAGAGGAUGUCGUAGCCCUUCCGGCACAAUUCCAGGAACUAUUAGAUCAGUACACUACAGUAUUCGAACCACCAACUGGACUUCCCCCUCGGCGCAGUUGUGAUCAUAGAAUACCAUUGAUGGAAGGGGCUAGACCUGUGAACAUUCGACCCUACUGGUAUUCACCGGAGCUAAAGAGUGAAAUUGAAAAAUAAGUCCAGGAGAUGUUGCAAACUGGGGUCAUUGUUCCUAGCUCCAGUCCGUUUGCCUCACCUAUUAUUAUGGUCAAGAAAAAAGACGGCUCGUGGCGGUUGUGUGUGGAUUAUCGUCAUCUUAAUUUGUUAACACUCAAGUCCAAAUACCCGCUCCCAGUGAUCGAUGAGCUUUUGGAUGAGCUCACUGGGGCGUCCUGGUUUUCGAAGCUGGACCUUCGUGCCGGAUAUCAUCAGAUCAGGCUUGCGCCGGGUGAGGAGUAUAAGACAGCUUUUCACACACACAACGGUCAUUAUGAAUUCACAGUCUUGGCAUUUGGACUGACUAGAGGGCCAUGUACAUUCCAAUCUGUUAUGAAUGAUGAUUUAGCUCCAGUGCUUCGUGAACCAAAUAAAUGUGUUGUGGUGUUCUUCGAUGAUAUCCUGGUAUUUAGUAUUACAUUGGAGGACCACUUGCAUCAUUUGAAGCAAGUGCUGGACCUGUUGCAGGAGCACCAAUGGAAAAUCAAAGGGUCUAAAUGUGCGUUUGCACAAUGCAGCAUUUCUUAUCUGGGCUAUGUGGUAUCUGAGGAAGGCAUAGCUACUGAGCCUGCUAAGAUUGAGGUGGUAGUCAACUGGCCUGUACCUGCUAAUUUGAAGGAACUUCGUGGUUUUUUGGGGCUAUCUGGCUACUACCGGAAGUUUGUUCGCCACUAUGGUAUGAUCAGCCAGCGCUUGACUCAUCUCCUGCGUAAAAAUAUUCCAUUUGUGUGGUCUUCUGAAGCUCAGUCAGCAUUUGAUCAACUGAAGCGAGCCCUCACAACAGCACCUGUACUGUCACUCCCUAAUUUUCAGAAACAGUUCGUAAUUGAGACUGAUGCUUGUGAUACCGGAGUGGGUGCAGUACUACUUCAGGAUGGCCACCCUCUUGCAUUUGUGAGCAAAGGAUUGGGCCCCAGAACCAAGGGUCUGUCUACAUAUGAAAAAGAGUAUAUGGUCGUGCUUCUUGCAGUGGAACGAUGGAGAACUUAUUUACAACAUGCUGAAUUCCUAAUACUUACUGACCAUAGCAGUUUAGCACACUUGGAAGACCAGAGGUUACACACUAUUUGGCAGCAGAAAGUGUUCACAAAAUUGCUUGGACUCCAGUUCAAGAUCAGGUACAAAAAAGGCAUUGACAAUCGUGCCGCGGAUGCAUUAUCUCGCAGACCACACUUAGGGGAGGACCUUCUUGCUAUAUCUUCACACCAGCUAGCUUGGAUACAGGAAAUGUUGGAUGUGUAUCAGGAUAGUGCUGAAGCAAGUGAACUUUUGGUCAAAUUGGCAGUGCAGCGGUCUGAAAAUGAUCCAUUUUCUCUUCGAGAUGGUCUGAUCCGUUACAAAGGUCGAUUAUGGCUUCCUCCUGAUGUGGAUCUGAUUCCUAAAUUACUUGAUGCAUUUCAUACAAGUCCGAUUGGGGGCCACUCAGGUAUCCCUGUCACCUUGCAUAGAUUGAAGCAGUUGUUCUACUGGAAGCACAUGAAAGCUCGAGUGAAGCAAUAUGUUCAGGAGUGCUUGAUUUUUCAGCGUGCGAAACCGGAUCGUAACAAGUACCCAGGCCUCCUCGGACCCUUACCGGUGCCUCGUAAGUUUUGGCAGACGCUCACGAUGGAUUUUGUUGAAGGUUUGCCCCAUUCUGGCCGUUUCAACUGUGUCCUCGUCGUUGUUGACAAACUGUCGAGAUAUAGUCAUUUUAUUGGUCUCCAACAUCCCUUUACUGUGUCCACAGUGACGGCAGCCUUCAUGGACAAUAUACACAAACUGCAUGGGAUGCCCGAGUCCAUUGUCACUGACCGUGAUUGGAUUUUUACUAGCAGGUUUUGGAAAGAAAUGGCAGCACUCACUGGUACAAAAUUGCGUAUGAGUUCUUCCCAUCAUCCCCAAACCGAUGGUCAAUUUGAGCGAGUUAACCAAUGUUUGGAGGCUUAUCUGCGAUGUUUUACUCAUGCUUGCCCACUGAAGUGGGCUCAAUGGUUGUCACUUGCUGAGUACUGGUACAACACGAGUCCUCACUCUGCCUUGCAAGGGAAGUCGCCAUUCGAGGUCCUAUACGGCUAGUCUCCUAGAACUUUUGGGUUAUCUGCAGAUGACACUUGUUCCAUUCCUGACCUGGAGACCUGGCUUCGCGAUCGUGAUCUUAUGAUGAGAUUACUUCAGCAACACUUGGAGCGCGUUAGAACUCGUAUGAAACACCAGGCAGAUAAGAAAUGUUCUGACAGAGUAUUUGCUGUGGGUGAUUCUGUUUUCCUCAAGUUGCAGCCAUACAUUCAGUCCUCUGUGGCCCCACGUGCUCAUCACAAAUUGUUGUUCAAAUACUAUGGCCCUUAUCAAGUGCUGGAACGAGUAGGUGCAUCAGCCUAUCGUCUUGCGCUUCCACCGGCAAGCAAGAUCCACCCAGUUCUACACGUCUCAACUGAAGUUGGCACUGGGACCUAAUUGUCAGGUACAAUCUGAAUUGCCUCCUCCUGAUGCUCAGUUUGCUCUGCCUAUGAGAGUUCUGCAUCGCCGGUUGCGCCGCCGGGGUGAUGCUGCUGUGCCACAAGGCUUGAUACAAUGGUCUGAUCAACCGGAUUCUUUGGCGACAUGGGAAGAUUUAGAAGAACUCAAGCAGCGUUUUCCGCGGGCGCCAGCUUGGGGACAAGCUGGACUUCAAGGAAAGGGGAGUGUUAACACUGGGCCUAGUGCCACUACCGACGAGACCGGUGUACGCUUCAUCACCAAGGAGGGCCGGCCCAGCAAGAGAGCCCAUCAUCCUUCCACUCGCUACGCAGACGGCAACUGGGUGUAGUCCUAUACUAGUCUAUCCUGUCAUUGUGUUGGGUGGCGAAUUGGUAAUGGCUGAGGCCAUUGGCUUGUAAAUCAAUCCUUCCUCUGUAAGUAAAUACAUCACAGACUUGAGAAUGAAUACGAGAUGCCGCCAUAUUUUUCCC
Messenger RNA from Triticum aestivum (bread wheat), 5122 nucleotides. RefSeq lists its product as uncharacterized. NCBI's taxonomy places the organism in Eukaryota, Viridiplantae, Streptophyta, Magnoliopsida, Poales, Poaceae. Gene Ontology annotation, molecular function: aspartic-type endopeptidase activity. The record is from RefSeq and is a predicted model, not a curated record. The coding region runs from base 234 to 2177 and encodes 647 amino acids. Gene Ontology annotation, biological process: proteolysis. The transcript has a single exon.